This is a messenger RNA of Dryobates pubescens (Downy woodpecker), 956 nucleotides long. RefSeq names its product myosin light chain kinase family member 4 (gene MYLK4). The coding region runs from base 105 to 956 and encodes 283 amino acids. Gene Ontology annotation, cellular component: nucleus; cytoplasm. Gene Ontology annotation, molecular function: ATP binding; protein serine/threonine kinase activity. Lineage: Eukaryota; Metazoa; Chordata; Aves; Piciformes; Picidae. The record is from RefSeq and is a predicted model, not a curated record. Gene Ontology annotation, biological process: protein phosphorylation; intracellular signal transduction; positive regulation of apoptotic process. The transcript is spliced from 9 exons.
GAAGCAAAAAUAACCUAAUGUUAUCUGAAUACAAUAUAUGUGUAGGCUUUGUUCAUCUGUGUUUCUAAAUUUACUGUGUUUUAAGUGUACCCUGCUCUAACACCAUGUUUUGUCCUUGCAGGUGUACAGGCUGCGAAAAAGAUAACAGUCCUACUCCACCAGCACCAUUUGACCACCGGAUUGUCUCAGCCAAAAGGGUGGGGAUCAGCAGUUACUAUAAUGUCAGUGAGAAUGAAAUCCUAGGAGGUGGGCGAUUUGGCCAAGUGUACAAAUGUGAAGAGAAAGCAACAGGUCUGAAGCUAGCAGCCAAAAUUAUAAAAGCAAGAGGUCCUAAACAGAAGGAUGAAGUAAAGAAUGAAAUCAAUGUUAUGAACCAGCUGAAUCAUGUGAACCUCAUCCAGCUAUAUGAUGCCUUUGAAUCAAAAAAUGACAUUGUACUAGUCAUGGAAUAUGUGGAAGGAGGAGAGUUAUUUGACCGAAUUAUUGAUGAAAACUGCAAUUUGACAGAGAUGGAUACGAUCUUGUUCAUGAAGAACAUCUGUGAGGGAAUUCAGUACAUGCACCAAAUGUACAUUCUUCAUUUGGAUCUCAAGCCUGAGAAUAUUCUGUGCGUGAACCGAGAAGCAAAUCAAAUAAAAAUUAUUGAUUUUGGAUUGGCAAGAAGGUAUAAACCCAGGGAAAAACUUCGAGUUAACUUUGGAACUCCAGAAUUUCUUGCCCCUGAAGUUGUGAGCUAUGAGUGUGUCUCCUUUCCUACAGACAUGUGGAGCGUAGGAGUCAUUGCUUAUAUGCUCCUCAGUGGAUUGUCUCCUUUUUUGGGUGAUAAUGACAAUGAAACCCUCAACAACGUCCUGUCUUGUUGCUGGGAUUUUGAAGUGGAGGAAUUUCGAGGUGUUUCUGAUCAGGCCAAAGAUUUCAUCUCAAAGCUUCUCACCAAGGAGAAAAGAGCACUCUAA